This is a messenger RNA of Panicum virgatum (switchgrass), 4111 nucleotides long. RefSeq names its product putative disease resistance protein RGA3. Gene Ontology annotation, molecular function: DNA binding; ADP binding. The record is from RefSeq and is a predicted model, not a curated record. NCBI's taxonomy places the organism in Eukaryota, Viridiplantae, Streptophyta, Magnoliopsida, Poales, Poaceae. The transcript is spliced from 2 exons. Bases 40 to 3915 code for a protein of 1291 amino acids. Gene Ontology annotation, biological process: defense response to other organism; regulation of DNA-templated transcription.
GGGAAGGAAAGGGCGGUUAAGGACGACGGUAAUAAUAGGAUGGUGAUUGGGAUGAAGAAGACUUUUUGCCAUUAUACGGGGAAGGCACCGAAGGGUACCAGGAAUAAAGACUGGAUUAUGCACGAGUACCGCGUUGAGGGGCGGCAAUGGGAGGACCUUUUCAAAGUUCGUGGUGAGUAUGUGCUUUGUCGGAUAUUCAUCAAAAAGCAGGCAACAGUUUCAACAUUUUCACAGCCAGAACAGCAGGGCCAUUAUAUUGAUGAUUUUUUAAGUUCUGGACAAUUGGACGCCUAUGGAACAAGGGAACUAGACAAUUGGACUUCUAUGGAACUAGGGAACUUGGCUACAGAGAAUGAUGCUGUGCGGCCUGCCAGUGACCAACAAGAGAGACCAAGUCCUAUUGAAGACGGGUGGGUGCCAUACUUGUCAACACAAAUGGACCACAUAGAUAAUUAUUUAUUGCAGAGCUGCGGUGUGCUUUUGGAAGAAACAUGUGCUAGUAUUGUCAUGAAAAAAGACGACGAUGCACCAGAUCAGUCUAAAAGCUCUGGUUCUUCCACUUUGCUUGCUAGUGCGAAAGGCCAUUUUAAUCUGACUGAUGACUUGCAGGAAGAGGCUACAGAUCAGUGGAAUUUUACAAACAAUUCACCAUUGGACUUCUUGAAAUAUCGUCAUCCAUGCUUGUAUGCUUCUAGCGAGAACAUUUUUGGUAGAGAGGAGGUAUAUGAGAAGGUGAUUCAGAUACUGCUGCAACCAGUUGAUUCAUCCGAACCUAGCAAUGAAUAUAGAUAUAGUAGUUUAAGUCCUGUUUGUAGUAAGAGAGCAAGGAAACAAGAUAUGGGCGUGUUGUCUAUCAUUGGGGAAGCAGGGUUUGGGAAAACACAUCUGACUAAGUUUAUCUACAAUGAUCCAAGAGUUGAUAACUAUUUCCAUUUGAAAAUGUGGAUCCAUAUGUCAGACUUUGAUGUUACUUUAUUGAUUGAAGAGAUAGUGAAAUGUGUCACUGGGUGUAACCAGUCAUUCUUGAACCAAAAUGCUCUUCAAGAAAUUCUGAAGGAGAAUAUCAUGUCGCGCAGAUUUCUAGUCGUACUUGACGGCAUGUGGCCUGAGGCCGAGGAUAUUUUAGAUUGGUCUGAAUGGCAGAAAUUUUGCACGCAACUAAAAUUCGGAAUGGAAGGGAGCAAACUCUUGGUGACUACUAGAUCCCAGAAGGUAGGGGAAUUAGUAGCUACAAUGGGUGCAAUUCUGUUGAAUGGUCUACCGGAUGAUUCAUAUUGGUCAUUUUUUGAUUCACGUGCUUUGGCUCUUGAGUGUGCAAAUGAAGAUAAUGUUUUGGAGAAGGUUAAAGGGAUUGCUGUGAAGUUAAAAGGAUCCCUACUUGCAGCUGAAGUUCUAGGAGGCCUUCUAAGGUCCUAUGCAGUGCAGUACAAUACUAUGGUGGAUCGUAUUCUGCAGUCACUGCAGGAAGAAAACGUCACAUUGGCAGCCCUUCAGUUUGGUUACCAUUGUAUUCCCUCGCAUCUGAAAGUGUGUUUGUUGCUUUGCUCUCUCUUUCCCAAAUCUUACCAUUUUGAUAAAGACCUUUUGGUUGAUAUCUUUACAGUGGUGGCUAACUGUGUUUCACCUGUGGGGAAUCCUGACAAGGAAGAUCUUGGGGCAGAUUAUUUUGUUGAUUUGAUGGCAAGCUGUUUUCUACAGAAAGCUCCACUCUUGCUAGAUCACUUUGUCAUCCAUGAUCUUUUGCAUGAUAUGCUACGAUCAGCUUCAUCAGAAGAAAAUGUCCGAAUAACAAAUGGAAAAUCUGAGAUCCUAAAAACUGUCCAUCAUUUGUCGGUGUGGGCCGAUGAUCUGGAAUUGAGAAACUUAAUGGAACUGGGAAACCAAAAACAAUUGGUUUCCCUUUUAGUACUGAAGAAACUAAAAGUUAAAUUAGAUACUAUUAUUCAUUUUUGGUGCAAUCAUCUUACUAAGCUUCAUUGGUUGAAUCUAAGCGGUUGCGUCAUAACAGUGCUGCCAGAAAACAUUGGUAACCUCAAGUUUCUUCGAUUCCUUGAUGUGUCUUACACUAGAAUUGUGAGUUUGCCUGAUGGAUUGUGUUAUCUUCACAAUCUAAUGAUUCUUAGAGUCUUGGACUGUCCUCUGGAAGCAUUUCCCCCAAGGUUCAAUAAUCUUAUCAACCUGCGGAAACUGUACGCAAGAAGUGCAAUGUUCUCGAAGAUAUUCAAGAUCGGGAAUUUAACUUCUUUAAGGGAUCUGCCACUAUUUGUAGUCAGCGCAAUGCCUGGAUACAGGAUUGAAGAACUGGAAGGGCUAAAGCACCUGCAUGGAAGCUUACACGUUAGAAGUCUUGAGAAUAUUAAAGACACGGGUGAAGCAACUAGAGCUAAACUGAGUGACAAGCAGUACAUUGAUAAGCUAGUUCUAGAAUGGUCUUCAAGAAGAGUGGCCAGUUCGUGCCGCAGAGACUUCGGCCUUGAUGAGGAGGUGCUCGAGGCGCUACAGCCACAUCCCAAUCUUAAGCUAUUGCAACUUACACAUUACUUUGGCAGUACCAUACCUACCUGGUUAACCACAGAUAAGUUACUUUUCCUACGUGGAGUUUGGCUUGAAAAUUGCUGUAAUCUCCUGGAUAUACCUAGUCUUCCUUCAUCUAUUACUGAACUGAAACUUAUCAAUGUGGGACUGCACUCUCUUCCUUUGUUAUGGGAAGAAAGUGAAGAACUUACAGAUUUUGACAGAAUCAAAACUACGAGUAGCAUAAAGAGCACAUUGUUGUCCAGGGUGCACAUAGAAUGCUGUCCAAAUUUAAGUAAUAUUGACGAUUGGCUUCUUCCGCAUCACCUACCAGCUCUCAGGUCCAUACAAGUCAGUGGCUGCUAUGAUCUAUCAUCAGUUCCUGUAGAGAGAUUCAGUGGAUUCACACAUCUUGAGAAGCUGGAGAUAUUUGAUUGCCCGAACCUCGUCGCAUGUUGUCAGAUGAGCCUACCUUCCUCUAUCAAACAGCUUUCUAUUGGUCGGUGUGGCGAUCUGGAUAGAUCAUUUCCGAACUGCCUCUCAAAUGUUACCUCCUUGACUUCAUUAAGCAUGAAAAAUUGCCCGCGUAUCACAUCUCUUCCAUGGAAAAGAUUUCAAGGCUACAAUAGUCUUGAGAAGCUGGAAAUCGUGGAUUGUCCAAACAUUACUGAUUCAGAAAAGUUUGUUUUACCAACCUCAGUCAGAUGCCUUAUACUGAAUUCCUGUGGUGAUUUUGUAAAGUCCCUUCCUGGUUGCCUGGAAAAUCUUACUUCUUUGACUACCUUGGAGAUCCGAAACUGUCCUCACAUAACAGAGCUCCCCUUUCAGAUAUUGCAGCACUUGACAGCACUAAGAUAUUUUACUCUGGAGAACUGUGAUGAAUUGAGAUUGUUGGAGCUGCCAUGUUUCUUGUAUUUGAAGUCCUUUUCCAUCUUAAAUUGUUCUAAACUGAAUGAUCCUGAGAUGAUAGUAUCCGAAGAUGAUGAGGAACAGACAAAUUUCCCGGCACUGGAGUCUCUGUUGGUGGACAAAACAUCUGUAAUCCAACUUCCUUGCUUGUGGAAGCGCUCUCGCUCAAUCCUCAAGUUAGAAAUAAAUGGUUCGUCUGAGGAGCAAAUAUUCACUGGAGACAGAAAGGAAUGGUUUCGAAGUCUGAGCUCACUGCAAGAGUUAUGCAUCCACAAUUGCAUUAACCUUCAGUCCUUGCCUGAAGUGUUGUCAAGCACGCCUUCCCUGAGAAUGCUGCGCAUAUAUGGUUGUCCCAAGUUAACUUACUUAUCUGAAGAUUCGUUGCCACGCUCCCUUAGGUCUUUAGCAUUCAGCAACUGCAAUCCUGUACUGAUGGCGCAGCUGGCAGAUGUCAAAUCAAGGAUGAAAUACAGAGAUUACUCUGACAAUUGAGUUUUUAUAUGGAGCAAUUAGUUGAAAUCCAUUUAUUACUCUGCUGCAGCCCCUGUAAAUGAAUGUUAUUAAACCAUCUCGAUCAUCUUGUAAACUAGUAACCACUUUUUAAUCAAUUUGGUAACUAUCUUGUUGUUUUUUUACUUCAAUGUUUAGCAAGUAAGCGGCAUAUUUACUUCCUUUGUACUUCUCUGUA